Carassius gibelio (silver crucian carp) is the source of this 3231-nucleotide messenger RNA. RefSeq names its product rho-related GTP-binding protein Rho6-like. Gene Ontology annotation, biological process: small GTPase-mediated signal transduction. Lineage: Eukaryota; Metazoa; Chordata; Actinopteri; Cypriniformes; Cyprinidae. The record is from RefSeq and is a predicted model, not a curated record. Bases 119 to 817 code for a protein of 232 amino acids. Gene Ontology annotation, molecular function: GTP binding; GTPase activity. The transcript is spliced from 5 exons.
CGCACUGCUGUAUUUCUCUCUUUCGUAGAGAUAUUGUCCAAACAUCAAUGCGGUCUGAACAAACUGCCCAGGGCCGUCAUACGAGAGAGUCUUCGCGCACAGGACCCUUAUAUUUACAAUGAAGGAGAGAAGAAUCAGCCAGCCUUUGGUCAUGCGUUGUAAACUGGUUUUAGUAGGAGAAGUGCAAAGCGGGAAAACCGCAAUGCUGCAAGUGUUGGCCAAAGACUGUUAUCCUGAGACAUACGUCCCAACAGUGUUUGAGAACUACACAGCUGGACUGGAAUUAGAGGAGCAGCGCGUGGAGCUCAGUUUAUGGGACACAUCAGGUUCACCGUAUUAUGAUAAUGUCAGGCCUCUCUGCUACAGUGAUGCAGAUGCUGUUCUGCUCUGCUUUGAUAUAAGUCGCCCUGAGACCGUCGAAAGCUCUCUGAAAAAGUGGAAAGCCGAGAUCAUGGAUUUCUGCCCCAGUACUCGAAUAAUCCUAGUCGGCUGCAAGACAGACCUGCGCACAGAUGUUUGCACACUGAUGGAGCUGUCCAAUCAGAGACUGACGCCCAUCUCCCAUGAGCAGGGCACCUUGCUUGCAAAGCAGGUGGGAGCAGAAGUGUACCUAGAGUGCUCUGCAUUCACAUCGGAGAAGAGCAUCCACAGCGUCUUCCGCUCAGCGGCACUAACAUGCCUCAACAAACUGCAGCCCCCCAUAAAGCAAAGCCCCAGUCGCCGGCUGUCCAAACGCCUCCUUCACCUGCCCAGCAAAGCAGAGCUCCUGACCUCCUCCUUCAGCAAGGAGAGAACCAAGAGCUGUUCCAUCAUGUGAGCUCCACGUGCGCCACUCCAGUUCCAGAAAAAUAUAUAUUUUCGCUCUUUGAAAGGGUUGGAUUUGAGAGGAAGCGAGGUCAUGACCUUUCAUCAUCCCUUCCUCUCUCUACACUUAUAUUGUUGUUCUUCCAUUCUGACACCCCACCCACAAACACACUCAUACCUAUGACAAAGAGCUGCUGCCAUUGUUCAAGGUUUUUGGCUGUUACACAUCCUUGUAUCGACUGAGUUUACAAGCAUAUGGCUUUACAUGAGCUGCAUUUUGUAUCAAUGAUCAAUCAGUCAGUCAAAGAAGGAAAUACAGUGAAUAUUGGACACUGUCCUAAUUUUUGUGGGUAGUCUUGUUUGUUAGCGUGCAUACAUGUAUGGGAAUGUGAGAUGAGCUGUGAACGUAAUUUAAUAUUUAAAGGAAGAGGAUGUGUUUGUGGUACACAGUACGCACUUUAGUGAACAUGGAUGUGAUUGUUGAAUGGAAAGUGAAAGGAUGAUUUAAUACAGGUUGGAAUUAGAGAAUUAUGCUUUGCUUGUAGCUGAAGUCUCUGGCACUGAUCUACAAUGUGAGAUCUCAUGCAUUCAUAAGGGGAGGAGCCAAGCAAGAUUUUUGAAGAAGUCCUCCUGAAAAUGGUAGAUGAAGCAUCAAAUCACAUUUGUACAAUCCAGAUGGAGUGGAAGUGCUGACACACUCUUUAUCUCUCUCUCUCAUAUAGUCCUUCUUGAGCUUUCUGCCCCUAGAGAAUAUAAAUGGUCAUAAAGUCCAGCCAGUAAGGACAAAGCCCAGCACUGCCCAGCGUUAUUGCAAGAAAGACCCCUUCCAGAUGGUCCUUUUUUAAGAAAACAAGAACUUUCACUGAAGUAAAUUUAGAGAUUGGAUAUACUAAGGGAUAUUGGAGUCCACCAAAACUGUUGCUUAAGCGAGAAAAUAAUCGUAAUGCUCCAGUUGACUUUUCUUUUACAGUAAUCUUAAAAUCUGCCAAAACAAUUUAUUUUCAAUAACAUGCCUGUAAAGACUUGACUUCUCUUGUCAUGUGGUGAAGUUACUGGUUAACUUGGGCUGGACAUUAGACUGCAUUAUAAUAUCAGUGAUUCUCAUGCACCGGUCAGCUCACUGUCACAGAGGACUCUCUUCUUAUGCUAAUCCUCAUUCUGGUAAUCUCGGUCUUAAAUCCCACAAACCCUGCUUGUGUAAUGCUUAAUUAUAAAACAACUAAAUCCUCACUUUAGGCUUAUAAAUGGCCAAGUGGAAGUAAACCGAGAAGUCAGACGGGACAGCAUUAUGAAGAAUCUGACCUCAGAAUAACUUCCAACUUAAGUAGUUCAUCAAAUAUAAUAUGAUCAAAGAAAUGGUUUGUGGAAUAAUUUAUAUAAUUUUUAUAAUAAUAAUUUUUUUGUCAGUUAAAGCUAUGGCUGGAAUUUUAGCUUUGACAUCAAAGGAAUAUAUUUAAAAAAAAAAUAAUAUAUUUAAAUAGAAAACAGUUAUUUUGAAUAGUAAUAAUAUUUCACAAUAUUACCGUUUUACUGUGUUUUUGAUCAAAUUAAUGCAACCUUGGAGAGCAGAAGAUACUUUGAAAACUGCAAAUUAAGUCAAAUCUAAAUUUGCAUAGUCAUUAUCUAGAGAAUGAGAAUGAAAAUACUGUACGUAUAAACUGGUCUUGCCUUAAGCGCACAUUUGUUCUACUUUGUUAUUAUUAUAUCACUGACCUUGUAAAUUCUCAGACUAGUUCAUCUGAAAGAAGCUUUAGGAGGUUGUUCAUCACUUCAUACUAUACUGUUGCUUAGUAACAGACAAGUCAGUUAUACCAGACUAAAUGUCUGAAAACCACUCGAGAGAAGUUGAGAGAGAGAAACGGGGUGUAAACAAAGUGACAAAAUGUAGCAUAAAUGGUUUUUUUUUUUUUCAUGGCUAUAAUUUAUAGUUUAAAAAAACACAAAUCAUCUUACUGACCAUCAUCUUGAUAUGAAUUUGUUACUGUUGUCUGGUUAGGUAGCACCCUUAUAUGUUAUAUGUUCGAUGUGGUGGACCUCCACAAUCUUCCUUUUCUUACUGAAGUCUGGACGUACAUAUGUUGUGCAUAAUCAGUUUUGUACAGCCCUUUAAAUGAAGUCUGAGAAGGAAACUAAUUUGAAAACAGACUGUAUGAUUGUGUGUGCAAUGUAAGUUAUUAAUAGUUGAUUAUUGCUGGUUCUGUUUUAUUCUUUAGUUUCAGACAAUCUAUUUUAUAUGGAAUAUUGUUUAUUAUUUUUUCCUGUCUCUGAUGUCGUGUGUCACUCUUAAAUGAAUUAAAACCUGGAUUUGGUCAGUAAAUUGUGUGUGUUUGCAGAUCCAGUGGCAGUCCAAGAUAUAAAGAGAAAAGUGGCAUGUCUGUAAAAACAUUUAACAUAAAAAUGAAAUAAAAUGAAAAUGUUUCCCAGCAA